This is a messenger RNA of Drosophila subobscura, 6778 nucleotides long. RefSeq names its product mucin-2 (gene Mur2B). The record is from RefSeq and is a predicted model, not a curated record. Gene Ontology annotation, molecular function: chitin binding. Bases 1165 to 6696 code for a protein of 1843 amino acids. Gene Ontology annotation, cellular component: extracellular region. The transcript is spliced from 6 exons. NCBI's taxonomy places the organism in Eukaryota, Metazoa, Arthropoda, Insecta, Diptera, Drosophilidae.
GUGAGAGAGAGCGAACUAAAUCAUUUGCAGCUCAGCUGCGCUGUAAGAGAAAAGGCGCAGAGUGCGUUUCAUUGCUGCUUUGCCAAUGCAGCGACUUGCCAUGAAACGUACUUGGCCUGGCUAUCUGGUCUCUGGUCUCUGGCACUCACCUGCGUGAUCUGCGGGAUCUGCGGGAUCUAUUCCUGGCAGCAAAAAGCGAAUGCUGCAAUCAGAAUGUGAAAUCUGGCACGGGGCUGCUGAAAAGAGGCAACACAUAAAUAUUGUUAGAAGGAGACCAAUGAAAGCCUUGACGUGUCGCUAAUUAAAUGGAGAGCUACGAUAUAUAUCUAUGGGCAGGAUAAAUCGAAUUGAGAACUUGUCGCCCGGCACUGGCUCUGCCGGCGCGUGGCACAACUCCGCUGCUGCCGCCUGCGCUUGUGGCAUUUGUAUGGACUGUGGAUUGCAGACUGUGCAUUGCAUUGGUUCCGCAUUGGGCAGCUCCAUUGAUCACGUCUAGAACCGAUUACUCAUGCCAGAUGAACGCAAUAAGAAAGCAUCGACAUCGACCCAUCUCCGGGACGGAAGUAGCUGCAGUCUCUCCGUCUCUCGCUCUCACGCUCAUCGCAAAAUGAUAUUGUCAUGCCUUGCGGAGCGAGCAGUGCACGGCCCUGAUAUCGCAGCUCGGGGGCCCUCUUCCGGUCUGUGGGGCACGUGGGGAGAGCACCGCUAGCUAGACCCCAGACUACAGACCAUGCAGCCAGAGAGCAACGGGUCGGGGCUGUGUCUUUGUUUUUGCUCUAGCUUCUGCAAUGCGCUCGCUGUGUCUCGGCCGGCAAACAUUUCUUGUACUUAAAUCACGGCGCGGCCCAUUGGCAUUUAAGUUAUGCAACAUUCUCGAAAGCGAGCGCACUCCAGAGACCAUUUAAGCGCGUCUGCCCCGCUCUAAGCCAACAUUGUCUGACGAGAGGUAAGCGCGGUCGCAGCACCAAAGGACCAACAAAAUAGCAAGGAACACCUGCAGGAAUAGACAGUUUGCAGAGGCCGGAAACGUGUGCUCGUUCGUCAGAUGUCCCCAGUCGUAGUGCGAUAAGUUUAGUUCGUGUUCGUGGUCCACAUCAAGAUUAGCCAAAACCCUCAACCCUCGCCAAGUGGAAGUGAAAGUGAAGUGAAGUGAAGCGACCCGCCAUGACGCACUCCAUCUGGCUGCUGCUGCUGCUUGCGGCUCUGUUCACCCUGGUGAACAGUCGCUCGAUCCGUCAAGUGCCGAACGGCUACUCCGGCGGCCCGCCGCCCCAUUCGCUGCUGCCCAACGGGUACUAUGGACAGCCGUAUGCCUACCAGGCGCCCUACGGUUACGGCUACCAGGCGCCACCGCCAGUGUUCAGUCCACCGGGCAGCUACUACGAUAGUGUCUAUGGCGUCUACAAGCCCUUCCCCGGCGGCGGCAUACCAGUUCGAAUCGAUUAUAACAAUCGUUGCUCGAAGAACUAUUUGGGCAUUAAGCCGCAUCCCGACCAGCAGGAGUACUACUAUGUCUGCCAGCCCAACUGCGUGAUCUUCAGCAAGUGCCCGAAACUAGAGAGCUUCAACUCAAACAGUGGUCGCUGCGUGCAUCGGGUGCAGCCUCAGGCCCCGCCAUGUGUGAAGGAGGGAAGGUUCGCCCAUCCGAGCGACUGCAGGGUCUACUACAGGUGCGACAAGAACGAGUCGCUGCCGUGGCUCUUUGGCUGCCCUUCGGGCACCAUUUUCUCGCCAUUGAAGAGGAAGUGCAUACCCGGCGACGAGUGCCCAUCGACGGAGAUCUCGAACAGCGGCAGCUAUAUACCCGUCAACUGUGAGAUCAAGUUCCCCGAGUGCACGGAGGAGGGCACCUUCCGGUCGCCCACGGACUGCGCCCUCUACUACACCUGCAAGCUGCAGGAGAGCGGCAACUAUCUGCAAACCCGCUUCAAGUGUCCCGGCAGCAACAGCUACGACCCCACACGGAGACUCUGUCGGCCGCGCAGCGAGGUCAGCUGCCACGAUUAUGUGCCGGUGCCACAGGUUGCCUAUCCGCAACUGCCACACUUCUAUCCGUACCCAGCGCCGCCAACGCUUUACGAGGAGGAUGACUACGACACGGCAUCAGGAACAAAGGAGCAGGCCAAUGAGCAACCCAUGUUGAACUCCAAAAUGGUUGAAAAGCCGUCGGUGAAUGUUGUCGUUCUGCCCACGACUACCACAACUACGGCUGCCCCUCCAAGCUAUCCGUCUUAUGAGUUUUCACCGUAUCAAUACGGAUCCCAACCUGCAGCCGAGAGUCUCGUGGAGGAAGAGUCCGCCAACAUCAGAUCCAAGCCGUCGGUCAACAUUGUCGUCCCACCGACAACACCAAAGUACUCCAGCAAGGGAACCACCAAAUACCAGUACAAAAGAUACACCUAUUCUACGGCCAAAAUUAAUGAGGUUACUGAGGCCCCGGAACAGAUGGGAACCCUCAAGGCGCUCAAGGGACAACUGUCCGAGAGGAUUGUCAUUCUGCCAACAUCCACAACACCCGACGCAACGUCAAAGAGCACAACCGUGAAGCGUGAGAGCUCCACCGAAGCACCGACUGUGCCUACAUCGCCUCCGCACUGCGUGCCGCCGGCAACUACUUCGUCAACUGCGGAACCGGUCACUGCCACCACAACCAUAACAACGACUCAAAAACCGUCAACAACGACCACAGUUGAUACGACUACAACUCCGAAAUCAACCACAGUAGGAAGCACAACUGUAAAGCCAGCAUCAACAGUGACGACUCCGAAAACGACAACUGUUACAACCACAACUCCGAAAACAACAGUGACGACUCCGAAAACGACAACUGUUACAACCACAACUACUAAGACAACAGUGACAACUCCGAAAACGACUACUGUUACAACCACUACUCCUAAAACAACAGUGACAACUCCGAAAACGACAACAGUAACAACCACUACUCCUAAAACAACAGUGACGACUCCGAAAACGACAACUGUUACAACCACAACGCCUAAAACAACAGUGACAACUCCGAAAACGACUACUGUUACAACCACAACUCCGAAAACGACAACAGUUACAACCACUACUCCUAAAACAACAGUGACGACUCCGAAAACGACAACAGUUACAACCACAACUCCUAAGACAACAGUGACAACCCCGAAAUCCACAACUGUUACAGCCACAACUCCUAAAACAACAGUGACAACCCCGAAAUCCACAACUGUUACCGCCACAACUCCUAAGACCACAGUUACAACUCCGAAAACGACAACUGUUACAGCCACAACUCCGAAAACAACAGAGACAACCCCGAAAUCCACAACUGUUACAGCCACAACUCCAAAAACAACAGAGACAACCCCGAAAUCCACAACUGUUACAGCCACAACUCCGAAAACAACAGUGACAACCCCGAAAUCCACAACUGUUACCGCCACAACUCCUAAGACCACAGUUACAACUCCGAAAACGACAACUGUUACAGCCACAACUCCGAAAACAACAGUGACAACCCCGAAAUCCACAACUGUUACAGCCACAACUCCUAAAACAACAGUGACAACCCCGAAAUCCACAACUGUUACCGCCACAACUCCUAAGACCACAGUUACAACUCCGAAAACGACAACUGUUACAGCCACAACUCCGAGAACAACAGUGACAACCCCGAAAUCCACAACUGUUACCGCCACAACUCCUAAGACCACAGUAACAACUCCUAAAACGACAACUGUUACAGCAACAACUCCUAAAACAACUACUGUUACAACCGCACCUCCUGAGCCAACGACGACCACUCCGAAAACGUCGACAAUUACAACCACAACUCCUGAAACAACAGUGACAACUCCGAAAUCGACAACUAUUACAAGCACCACUCAGCAGCAAACAACGACAACUCCAAAAUCUUCGACAAUAACUUCCACCACCCAGAUUUUGUCUACUACAACGCCGAAGUCGACGACCCUCUCGACGUCCACAGAACAAACAACAUCGACUACUCUGAAAUCGACAACUAUUACCAGUACCACUGCAAAACCAACAACGACAACUCCGCAACCGACAACUAGCUCAACCACCACACAGCAGACAACAACAACUCCGAAAACUUCGACUAUUAGCACCACAACUCCGAAGCCUACAACAACGACAACAGCAUCGUCAUCAACAAGUCCCCAAGCCUCCAGCAGCACCACACUUCAAGCUACUACAACAACAGCCAAGAGCACGACUGAGGAUGUACCAAUCACGUCUACCGCAGCCAUAAGCACUCCGACGACCACUCCUGCCGGAGAGCAGACGACUGUAACGAAACCAGCCUGCCCCGAUCAUGGAACGACCGAAGAUACAAAAACACAAAACAUUGCAUGUACACAACAACAGCAAACUCAACAGCAAGAACUGCAAGAACAAGAAACACCAAAAAGACAACCAGAACUCACAAAUACAAACACCAACUCCGAAUCAUCCAUAAAUAAGAAUCUGUUGGUGAGGGAGAAAGGUUUGCAGGAGCAGGUGGUGGCCCACAACUUUGUUUCCAGUGAACUGAACCUGGACUACAUGGAUGAUGCGCCAUUGCCGGAAGACGGCCAAGCCGAAGUGGACAAGUUCACGACAGAGGAUCCCAGGACGAAAAAGUCUGCAAUGUCAACGUUGGCAGCGGCUCAUCUACUGGAGAAGCUGUUCCAUGUGAUAUCCACCCCUGCGCCGACUACCAUUCGCACACCGACUCCAGGUGUGACCCUCGCCCAGAUGGCCAGGCACAACCUGGCCACGUCCAAGCCAUUCAUGGCCGAGUCCCUGCGGCUAUCCAUCAAACAGCUGGCCUCAACGCAUAAGCGUUCGAUUCACGAACAGAAUCCCCCCGUGAAUUCCACGAAGGAGGAGCCCGAAGACUCUGAAUAUUAUGACGGCGAUUCGUCCGAGAACUACGCCGAUGAAGCGAAUGAAGUUGUGGAGCAGCAGACCACCAAAGCCAUGGCUAGCACCACAGCAGCCGCUGUAUCCCCGUCGCUAGAGCAGGAACCGAUUGAAGCCACUUCUACCACCACCAGCCGGCCACUGCCAGUUCCUUCUUCAACAACUACUGCCAAACCGAAUGCAACGAUGGCUGGUGAUUCGGAGUACGGCGAUAACUCUCUGGACUCUGACUACGUCAACGACGAGUCUCCGGCUUCGGUCUCAGAGCUGGAAAACGAAGUUCUCGCAGAAUCCAAGAGCUUGGACACUGAAGCACAGAAGCUAAUGCUACUGAGGCUGCUCAAAGAGAAGUUAACCCAUCCAGAGGAGAACAAGAUGUCGAUCCCAAGCACAGAAUCACCACAGAAAAGUCUCCUCAUGAGUUUGCUAAGAAACAAGCUAGGCCAAUCGGAAGAGUCCCAAACAUCCACCACAACCACGGAAACACCGCAAAAAAGUUUCGUCAUGACUCUGCUGAAAGAGAGGCUAAGCCAUCGGCAAGAAACCAAUUCACAAAAGCAGGAUAAUAGAUUUCUGAAUAGCGUACUCAGUGCAGAAGAGAUUGAGAGAGAUCCCGUGUCCAUAUCCACAGCAGCACCUCAGACAACCACAGCCACGGCAGCACCUGAGAUUUCCACAUCCACUUCCACAGCUGUCCCCCAGACAUCAAGCAGCACGAGCACCAGCACCAGCACGCCAGUGCCUGAGGAGACAACGAUCGGAGCAUCGCAUUUGCCGGCAAGAAAUUCGAGCAGUCUCAGCUCUGAAUAUUAUGAUGAUGAGGACUACAAGGAGUACGAUUCGCCGAGCGAUGGAGAGAGCACGGGCCAAGUGAAUGCCACGGAGGGAUCCAUUGAAGGCAAGCAGGAAAUGAUCGAGCAACGGCCAGGCACUGCGAAGCGACACUCCAUCCCGCCAGUGCCGCUGGAGGCGAGCAGCGCGAGUUCUUUUGAGAAUGAACUGACACUGAACUGGAACGACAUGCAAGCCAUGGCUGAGGCUGAUGGGUUUCUGCUGGGGGCAAAUCAUUUUGACAUUUCCACAGCUAGUUCCAUCAAACAAAUACAUCCGCCUCAGGGACUGAGUGCACUGACCACAGAGGGUCCAAGCACAACACAGAAAACAACAGAAACACUAGCAUUAGCCGCAUCAACCACACCGAUUAUAAAUGCAACACCAACAACACCAAAAGCAGCCACAAGUGCAGCAACCACAACAGAAUCGACAACAACAUUAACACCAACCACAAGCAGACGACCGACAGCAGUUGUUGCAACAGCCGAAGAGGCAGCAGCAACAGCAGCAACAGCAGCAACAGCAGCAACAGCAGCAAGACACAAAGAAGUCCUCAGAGUCAACAGCAAGCCUUGGCUGCUGGAGGCACAGAACCAAACUGUACAUCUAACGCCAAUUUCCAUUGCCACUGCACCAAGUGGCAGCCCAGUGAGCCCUGAUGUUAAUCGUUCGUUUCACUCAUUAGUGUCCAACCCCGGCGACUAUGCCACCGAGAAGGUGCCCGAGCUCAUACUGAAGGUGUUUGAGCCCAUCGACUUGAAGAUUGUGUUCUGCCCAAAGUCCUGCGACGAGGACCAUGACCACACAUUUGACCCAGCUGAUAAUUAUAAGAAGUCCAAUUGCUCUGGAAGCUGCGACGAUGACCAGCCGCCGGCCCACCACAGCGUUGACCUGAAGUGGAAGCCGCUGACGCUAAAGGACACCGCCAGCUUUCAAACCAUCACGUAGAUAGGCCCUAAGCCUCCACAACAUUCGAGUUUGUACUUACUGCAAUUCACGUAUUUUGUUUACUUUAAUUACACUUAAUAAA